UGGCUCGGAGGCGGUGACGGCGAACAUGGCGGAGGAGGAGCCGCGACCCCCGCCGGAGGCGGCCCGCGUGCCGGCUGCAGACGCGGACCCGAGCCCGGCCGCGGGCCCGGCCCAAGCCUCGGCCCCGGCGGAGGCUGGAAGCAAUGGUCUAGUUAGUCCUUUGAAGUCAGUCAUAACUAGGAGAGAUGAAGAUGGCCUAUCUGAAGUAGAACUGAAAGUUGAAAAAGUAAAAGAAGAAGUUGUAAAAGAACCUCCUAGCAUCCUGCAUUCGUCUGAUUUAACACGAGAAAGACAUAUCUCCAUUCAGAGACAGCUUGCUGACCUAGAGAAAUUAGCUUUCAGAGCUGAAGGGGAUCUUGAAUCUGCCAGCUCAUUGAACUCCGAUAAUCUUGAUGCAGGAAACAAACAGGCUUGUCCGUUGUGCCCUAAGGAAAAAUUCAGGGCUUGCAAUAGCCAUAAGCUUCGUCGCCAUCUGCAGAAUUUACACUGGAAAGUCUCAGUUGAAUUUGAAGGUCACAGGAUGUGCAUCUGUCACUUACCUUGUCUGCCUGUGAAACCAAACAUUGUUGGAGAACAGAUAUCCAGUAAGAUGGGCGCCCAUUAUCAUUGUAUCAUUUGUUCAGCAACAAUCACCCGGAGAACUGAUAUGCUAGGACAUGUUAGGCGCCAUGUGAAUAAAGGAGAGACGAAGUCCAGAUAUAUUGCUGCUUCUUCUACUAAACCAUCUAAUGAAAUUUUGAAAGAGGCAGACACGGAUGUACAAGUUUUUCCUAACUAUUCUAUACCUCAGAAAACAGAUUCCUACUUUAAUCCCAAAAUGAAACUAAAUCGGCAGCUAGUAUUCUGCACAUUAGCUGCUUUGGCUGAGGAACGAAAACCACUGGACUGUCUAGAUGCCUUUGGAGCCACUGGGAUAAUGGGAUUGCAAUGGGCAAAACAUCUUGGAAACGCAAUCAAAGUCACAAUUAACGACUUGAAUGAAAACUCUGCGACACUGAUUCAGGAGAACUGCCAUCUAAACAAAUUGAGAGUGAAGGGGCACAGUGAGGAAGAGGAAGAGAGAGAGGGUCUUCCUGAAGGAGAGGAAAACCUCGGUAACAUUACGGUCACCAAGAUGGAUGCCAACGUACUGAUGCAUUUGAGGUCUUUUGAUUUCAUACACCUAGACCCUUUUGGAACAUCUGUGAACUAUCUGGAUUCCGCAUUCAGAAAUGUAAGAAACCUUGGCAUAGUGUCAGUGACCUCUACUGACAUCAGUUCUUUGUAUGCCAAGGCACAGCACGUUGCGCGACGGCACUAUGGCUGUAACAUCGUCCGGACAGAGUACUACAAGGAGCUGGCUGCCAGAGUAGUUGUGGCUGCAGUGGCCAGAGCGGCAGCCCGAUGCAACAAAGGCGUCGAAGUCCUGUUUGCAGUGGCGCUUGAGCACUUUGUGUUGGUGGUCGUGAGAGUUUUGAGGGGGCCAACCUCCGCAGAUGCGGCAGCCAAGAAGAUCCAGUACCUGAUCCACUGUCAGUGGUGUGAAGAGAGAAUUUUUCAGAAGGAUGGUAACAUGGUGGAAGAAAACCCAUAUAGACAGCUGCCCUGUAACUGUCAUGGAAGCAUGCCAGGAAAGACAGCAAUAGAACUUGGACCCCUGUGGUCAAGCUCCCUUUUCAACACUGGGUUCCUGAGAAGAAUGCUGUUUGAAUGUCUUCAGCAUGGUCUGGAUGACGUUCAGGCCCUGCUGAAGACGCUGAUCUUUGAGUCAGAGUGCACUCCUCAGAGUCAGUGCUCGGCCCCCGCGCCCUCCAGUCUCAGCAAGCAAGAAGAAAAUGGCGUGUGUGUUAAAACUACAGACGAAACCACAACAGACAAUUACGUUGCACAAGGGAAGAGAAAAAGUAAUGAAGUGAUCCCAAAUUUAGCCAAGAAGCAGAAGACUGACGUCAGUACCGAACAUCCUCCCUUUUAUUACAAUAUCCACAGACACAGCAUUAAAGGGAUGAAUAUGCCAAAGUUAAAAAAGUUUUUGUGCUAUCUUUCUCAAGCAGGUUUUAGAGUAAGCCGGACUCAUUUUGACCCAAUGGGCGUUCGUACGGAUGCACCUCUGGUGCAGUUUAAGUCGAUCCUUUUAAAGUACAGCACCCCCACCUACGCUGGCGGACAGGCAGAGGGCCACGUCCAGCCGGCAGCUGAGGACACAGCAGCCAGCAGGGCUGGAACGUCUGCGAAGGAGAGAGCAGAAGCAAGUGGCUGCAGAAGAUGGUAAAUGCAGAGAAGAGCCUGCGUGUUCCACACAACCGGGUCAGUUUCUUCAGCUCGUUAGCACACAGUGAGACCACAUGGCAUCUUACGUGUCUAAAAACGCCUCUCUACAAAGUAGAACCUAAGACACACCUCUCCUGCUGAAGUGAUGCUGAGUCCUGCCCCCUUCUCCAUCGCCACGCACCCUCCCUGGCUCUAAAGCGGCACCAAUGCCCACUGACCCAGUGUACAUGUCUCAUAUGCCCUACGCCAUCCUUCCGUUACCUGAGGUGUUCGUUGUAGUUCAUACAAACUGAGUUCCCAUGUCUUGCUUAAUGGCUGAGUCCCAUUUGUCUGCACAGCCUGAGACAUGGCUAGCGAUAAAGAGGAGACAGAAACAGUUUUAGUAUUAGCACAGGAAGAACAAGGAUCUGAAUGCACACGUUGCCCUCUAACCCCAAACUCACGCUGAGAUGGCUGGGGCUCAGGAAAUAACAGGACGUCAAACUGAGAGCACCUGGGGGGGCAGAUGGGGUGGGGGGCAAGCAUGCCCCUGAGGUCCCUCAUCCACCUAAAAACCCUCUCGGCCGAAGAGGAAGACAGCUGCCUGCAACUCUUCAUGGAACGUCAUCAACCAAGGAAGAUUUAAGUCCUAUCACAGAGGCAGCCCGGAGGAACUCUGUCCCAGCUAUCUGUUCUCUGGCCUCAAGUUCUCCCCCGAAAAUGUUUGCUACCCUGAAAUUGUCGAAGCCGCCCACUCUGUCUCCCCAGUGAAGAAGGCAGUCGAGCCUCAACCACCUGGCCCUUCUUUGAGCUUCAUUAUUUUGUAUGGCUUCCUUGUGCAUAUGCCCGUUAACAACCCUGAAUGCCUUUUCCUAUGUUGCACGCCUGUGGUCUCUUUAUUUCAGGAUACUUAGUUACCGCACCUUCAGAGGGGAAGUAUGAUCUUCCCUGCAAAACCGAAUCCCUAAUGCAACAGCGAAGCCCCCGGCAGGGCAGGCGGAGGGCCCCUCCCUAGGGAGGGAGGCACAGAGACCCGCUGCUCCCUUCACCAGAAGGCACAGUCCUCACCAGACCGAGCCCGCUCUUCCUUGGUCUGGGACUCUGCCACAGCAGGCCGAACAGGCAGUAAAUCUCAAAAGUGAUUUUCAGAAAUUGUUAAUCUUGAGAAUAACAGAAAUAAAUUAUGCAGUGGGUCCUCAAAAAAAAAAAA
Messenger RNA from Oryctolagus cuniculus (rabbit), 3439 nucleotides. NCBI's taxonomy places the organism in Eukaryota, Metazoa, Chordata, Mammalia, Lagomorpha, Leporidae. The record is from RefSeq and is a predicted model, not a curated record.